GCAGCCUGCCGCACCUAUAGGAGCGUUUGCGGUCCCAGAAGAUGGUCUGAACUCACGCGCUUUCCACCCCUUCUAGAGCUCCCGCGGAGAAAACAUCCAAAAUGACAGGAUCUUGUCAACAGCCCAUGGACAAUCCGAAAAUCGACUAUCAUUCUUCGGAAUACUUCGAUAUAGAAAUGCGACUAUUAUAUCUGGGUGUUCAUCUUGGAAGAAAUUAAAAGGUGGGUGGGACAAGUCAUGUGCAUUAUUGAAAGCGUAAUCAGGAAGUGAUUUAUUUCUGUUGGUGCAGUUCUAUCAUCCACAAUGAUCCUCCGACAUCACAACCUAUGCAUCCUGAAUACAUCGACAACUCCCCUAAAACAACGAGCACAUGCUUUGCACGAGGACCGUGUUGCAUUUUUGCACAAACAGAAUCCUGUUCGAAAAUGUAUUUUUAUAUAUAUUUAACGACUGCUAAAAGGAUACAAGCAAUCUCCAUCUGGAAAUGUUUACCCUUCCAACUAAAAGUGUUUUGCAAUCGCUCAGUGGUGCAUACUGAAUUACCUGUGAAAUAUUUUCCUUGUGCGAUAGAGACUUGCAUGGUCUGUUAAUUAAAGUUUUUUUUUUUUGCUAAUCUCCUGAGCCUGAAAUUUAAAAAUGAAAUUUCGCCUCUGGCACACCCUCUAGAUAAUUAGCACGGUAUUCCUUCUGGUUGACUUUGGGACGACACUUCACGCCUCACGUUUCUCCAGCCUCCCAGAGAUAGGCUACAAGAUGUGUAUAGUGAUUUGGUUAGGAAAUAUGCAAUGGGUUUGAUACAGUUCAAACUGUCCCUCAUUAAUCUCUUUGCACUGUGGGCUAUUUUGUUUAAAUACCAUAUAUUCUCUUUUUGGAUAAUAAUAAUCUUUGGAUAAUAUUUCUAAUUGGCAUUUGCAAAUUAAACAAUAAUUGAGUGACUUUGGUAGCCUAACAAUGUAAAUAAUAAUAUUUUUGGUGCCAAUCAAAAUGCAUAUUAGUGGAUAUUAUAAUUUGAUGUUGACCCAUUUUAUCCAGAAGGGUCCGGUCCUCUAACGCUGAGCAUGACAGAGCCUUCUUCAAGUAAAUUAUCCUAAAAAUGUGAUAGCAUAUUUAUUCAGAUAACAACAAGCAAUAUUAGGUGAUCUCUUCUUAACACAUUUAUCAACAACAAGGUAGACCCGCCAAAAAUAAGAACAGAUACGGAUUUAGAAAUGCACACAUUUUUGUGGAGGUGGGUACUGCGGUGGAAUGGUGCUGGAAUGUAGCCAGUAGUACGUGGGCGUCGCGGGGAGUGAAAGUGGGGGCACGUGGCUUCACAGCGCGCCCCACGGGAACUGUAAUGUGGCCUGUGCUACUGGGACCGCUGCGCUAGGGCACGAGAGGCCACACGGACCACAGCGGGGAAUUUAAUGGGAUAGCAGUCGGGCGAUAUAACCGGCCGACUGCUAUUACCCACAUUACACACAUUUAAUGUGCACGACCCCUUUCGACACUAUAUUGAAAUGUCCCCUCUCAUACAAAUUAUUCUCUCUCUUUCAGUGCAGCAAUGUUGACUAGGCUAUUUACUGACGCAUCGCUACUUCCCGAAAUGCAGAAAUAUUCUGCCUGGGCAGAGGACAGCGAGAGCGAGGACUCCAAGAUCAAGGACGAUGAGGAUAACUGCCGCCUGGGCGAUGACGACAUGGAUGACGCGGAUUUGAGAAGCAGUGGGGCACACUCUGAGAUCGGCCGUGAAGACGAGGAGGACGACGAUGCGGACGAUGACGAUGGAGAGGAAGGUGCUGAGGGGGACAUGCCCAAAAAACGGGGGCCUAAGAAGCGUAAAAUGACACCUGCGCGAAUCGAACGGUCCAAGGUGCGUCGUCAAAAGGCAAACGCACGGGAGAGGACGCGCAUGCACGACCUGAACUCUGCCCUUGACAAUCUGCGCAAAGUGGUGCCCUGCUACUCCAAAACACAAAAGCUCUCCAAAAUUGAGACUCUCCGUUUGGCCAAGAACUAUAUUUGGGCUCUUUCUGAGAUUCUUCGCUCCGGGAAGAGGCCGGACCUUGUGUCCUAUGUGCAGACACUGUGUAAAGGAUUGUCCCAACCCACGACCAACCUGGUUGCAGGAUGUCUGCAGCUCAACUCCCGCAACUUCUUAACCGAACAGUGUCCGGAGGGAGGACGCUAUCCGGGCUCUAACUCCUUCUCAGUGCAUCCUUACCCAUACCAGUGCUCCCGCCUCUCCAGCCCUCAGUGCCAGUCAGGUUCCAACUCACAUCCCCUACGGACACACGGCUACUGUUCGGCCUACGACUCUCUGUACGCUGGCAGUGGAUCUCCAGAAUACAACAGCCCAGAGUAUGAGGGUCCCAUCUCCCCUGCAGUGUGCAUCAAUGGCAACUUUUCCCUUAAGCACCAUGGUACUACGUCCCCUGAGGUAGCCGAGAAAGGCUACCACUACUCUAUGCAUUACCCCGGCCUGGCAGGCUCUCGCCCGGCUGCGGGCCACAUAUUUGGUUCUUCGGGAGUGCGGAGUGUUAUUCACUCUGAAAACUUACCGCCUUACCACGACUCGCACGUGCACCACGACAGGGCGCCUGUCCCAGUCUACGACGAACUCAACGCGUUUUUCCACAACUGAAACGGCAUGUGUUUAGGAUUGAAACUACUUGCAAUCAACAAUCAAAAUUGCCUAGGAGCAGCCCCCCCCCGCGCCCACACACACGUACCAAGAAAACCUUCAGUCCCUGGGGUCUGAUAUGGCACCAUACACUGACCAUUAUGGAAGAAAACGUUUUAUUUUAUUUAUUGUUUUUCUAUGUACAUUUUGUAUAAUUUUGUUUGUUGUUCUUUUUACAUAUUAUGUGACAAUGGGAUACUAUGAAAAUCUUGUAUUUGAAAUAUAACGUGUACAGCCUUGAUAGUAAAACAGACUGGAGCCGCAUAAACGCUUGUAA
Messenger RNA from Esox lucius (northern pike), 2939 nucleotides. Its product is annotated as neurogenic differentiation factor 2. Bases 1544 to 2623 code for a protein of 359 amino acids. The record is from RefSeq and is a predicted model, not a curated record. Lineage: Eukaryota; Metazoa; Chordata; Actinopteri; Esociformes; Esocidae. The transcript is spliced from 3 exons. Gene Ontology annotation, molecular function: protein dimerization activity. Gene Ontology annotation, biological process: nervous system development; regulation of DNA-templated transcription.